GAGUUCGAUCGAUAGGAGCUCACAUCAGGGUAUUAGAAACGGAAAAGCUUGAUUCAUUACUGGAAAUGCCUCCUUGGAGUUCAUCAGGGAGAUUACCUCAUGACAUAAGACACGAAAUGGAGACGAGUACUAACGUUGCUAACAGCUGGUCUCUCUGGACUAGAGCUUCGUUGGUGAAGUUGGCCGAAGCAGAGAAACGAUUAUUUGCAACAUUUGGUGCACAAAUCAUCUCACGAUUUAUUCCGGUUCGCUUCAAAGGAAGUGAAAUAUAUACCGUCACCACAGAGCCAACAGAUGAAAAGAAAUCGGACGACCCAAUCGUCCUGGUGCACGGAUUCGGCGCUGGUGUUGCCGUUUGGUCUGCGAACAUCGCUGCUCUUGCAAAACAUCACGUCGUACAUGCUUUCGAUCUCCUAGGUUUUGGUCGUUCAUCACGACCUCGAUUCAGUGACGAUCCCACUUUGGCUGAAUUAGAGAUGGUUGAGUCUAUAGAGGACUGGAGAAAAUCGAUGGGCAUCGAAAAGAUGUACCUGGUUGCGCAUUCUUUUGGGGCCUAUUUGGCUUCUUCUUAUGCUUUGGAACAUCCACACCGCGUCAAGCAUCUUGUCCUCGUCGAUCCAUGGGGUUUUCCAGAGAGAAUAGCACCUACUGAAAAGCAGAUUAAACCAUAUCCUUGGAUGACGUUCAUUGGUGGAGUUCUUUCACAGUUCAAUCCACUCGCCACUAUGCGUGCUGCUGGACCAUAUGGACCGUCCAUUGUGAAGAAAUUCCGUCCAGAUUUGAGUCUUCGAUAUAAGAGCGAAAACCCAGACGACAUCUACGACUACCUAUAUCACUGCAACGCACAGCGACCUACUGGAGAAACCGCCUUCAAGGGAAUGACUAUACCAUUUGGUUGGGCUAAACGUCCAAUGAUUAAAAGGUUCAAUGGAAUAGAUGCAUCUGUGCCUGUUACUUUCAUAUACGGAAGCAAAAGCUGGAUUGAUCCUGGACCAGCAUUUGAUAUACAAGCUCAAAGAAACGGAUAUGUAGACGUACAGAUUAUUCGCGGUGCAGGACAUCACGUCUAUGCUGAUUCUCCAACUUCUUUCAAUGAAGUUGUCCAGACUAUCGUUAAUGAACAGGAAAAACUCAGUCAGAGUAUGCCUGAAAAGAAGAUCCUAACAGCAGAUAAGGACCUUUUUCUUCGUCAUGCUACUGCACUGUAUGAAUGCUGGAAUGCAGGUUCGUAUGGUCUCGGUGAUGUUGAGGGGCUCAUGGUCAUGGUAGGCCAGGAUGAAGGAGCGGUGCAAUACUCAAAAUCGAAAGCUUUUCAAAUAUGGUUGUUGAAUACAGAACUGCUGGAUACGCUCAUGAUUUUCACUAAAAAAGGUAUUUAUGUCUUGGCCAGCAACAGGAAGGCUGACUAUUUCAACAGCGUCAAAUCAGAUGAAUUUGUCGGAGUUGUACCUCCUGUAACCCCGAUCCACAGAGACAAAUCGGAUAAAGAUGCUGCUAACUUCGCAAAGCUGUUGAAAUUUAUCAAAGACGAUGCCAACAACAAAGUCGGUUACUUUGCGAAAGACGUCUUUGACUCAGACUUUUGCAACGAUUGGCAGAAGGCUUCCGCUGACGUCGAAAAGGUCGACCUAUCCGCUGCGUUUGUCCACGUAUUCGCUGUAAAAGAUGAACCUGAGAUAGAGAUGUGCCGAAACUCGGCUGCAGCAACAGUAAAUGCAUGGAGUUACGCUCGAAAGAAAUUUAUAGAGGCUAUUGACCAGGAGAAGAAAGUGAAACACUCCCGUCUCGCCAACGAAAUUGAUUCGGAAAUUGGCUCGUUGAAAGUGCAGGGGCCACUAGCUAAGAACAAAACGAUUGAAACUUGUUAUAAUCCUAUAAUUAUGAGCGGAGGCAACUAUUCUCUCAAAUGGAGCACUGAAAGCUCGGACAAGCUUCUCCAUUUUGGCGUUAUCGUUACGUCGCUUGGAGCAAGACUGGAGAAUUACUGCACCAACCUAACCCGAACAUUGAUGGUGGAACCAUCAAAAAAUCUCGAGGAAGCUUACGAAGGUCUUCUUGCUACCCAAGUUGCUAUAAUAGAAGCACUGAAGCCUGGAGCAAAGUUACGAGAUGUUUACGAUCUCGGAGUUAAGACUUUUCGCGAGAAGUGCCCUGACAUCGCUGACAAGUUGCACAAAAAGGAUUUUGGAUUUGUCACGGGCAUUGAAUUCCGGGAAGGUGGUCUUACGAUAAGUCCCAAGUGUGAAGAAAAGGUGAAAGCUGGGAUGAUUUUCAUUGUUUCUGUGGGAGCAGAAGGACUAACCAACACUAAAGCUAAAGAUGAUGCUGGGAGGAAUGUUACCAUUGCCCUCUCUGAUACUAUACUAGUAAAAAGCGAAGGUUCGAAUGAAAUUCUAACAGAGAGAGCCAAAAGCAGAUUAAAAAACAGUGUCAUAAGGUUCAAAGAAGAAGAAGAAGAUGCCAAAGACUCGAACAAGGAGAAUACAGAGGAAAUGGGACGUGGGAAGCGUAGUGUCGUUCUAACAGAUCAAACGAGAAAUAAGGCCACUAAUGAAGACAAGAGGAAAGAACACCAGAAGCUUUUGGCUCAGCAAUUGAACAACGCUGCUCGUCAACGUCUUGCACAGGCUAGUGGUGCUAGCGAGGCAAAAAAGAUCAAGAAAUCAAAUGUUUCGUACAAAACAUACGACAAGUUUCCUGUUGACACCGAAAUAAACAAACUGAAUAUUUUUGUAGAUAAGCGGCAUGACACUAUCAUUCUGCCAAUUUUUGGUGUUCCUGUACCAUUUCACAUUUCUAUGAUCAAGAAUUGCUCACAAUCUGUGGAAGGCGAUUUUACCUACCUUCGUAUAAACUUUGCCCAUCCCGGCUCUCAGAUUGGAAAAGAAACUGCACAAUUCCCAAAUCCAUUGGCUACUUACCUCAAAGAACUCACAUACAGGGCAAGUAAUGUCAAGGAGCACGGAGAAUCUAUUGCUCCAAGCAAUAAUUUGACAACCGCAUUUCGCCUCAUAAAAGAGAUCCAGAAACGCUUUAGAACAGAAGAAGCGGAGGAGCGCGAAAAAGAGGGCGCUGUCAAGCAAGACAAGUUGAUACUUAGCCAGGCAAAAGCAAACCCCAAACUGAAAGAUCUAUUUGUGCGGCCUAACAUCAUUGCGAAACGCAUAUCAGGUUCUUUGGAAGCUCAUAUCAAUGGAUUCCGAUACACUUCUUUGCGUGGCGACAGAAUCGAUGUCCUAUACAAUAACAUCAAACAUGCGUUCUUCCAACCAUGUGAUAACGAAAUGAUCAUUUUGUUGCACUUCCAUUUGAAGCACCCGGUGCUUUGGGGUAAAAAGAAAUACAAGGAUAUCCAGUUCUAUACCGAAGUCGGAGAGAUCACAACAGAUCUUGGGAAAUAUCAUCACAUGCAAGAUCGAGAUGAUGUGCAGAGCGAGCAGAUGGAGCGAGAAAUGCGGCGGAAAUUGAACCAGACCUUCCAAAAUUUCUGUGACAAGGUCGUCAAGCAAACGAACGACCAGUUCGACUUUGACGCCCCCUUCAGCGAACUAGGUUUCCUCGGUGUUCCUCAUCGUUCUAGUUGCAUGCUGAAGCCGACCUCAUCUUGCCUCGUGAAUCUGACUGAAUGGCCUCCAUUCAUCGUGACAUUGGAUGAAGUUGAAUUGGUGCACUUCGAGCGAGUUUCAUUCCAACUGAAGAACUUUGAUAUGGUUUUCAUAUUCAAAGACUAUAAUCGAAAGACACAGAUGGUGCAGCAAAUUCCAAUGAGCAGCUUAGAUGGAGUGAAGGAAUGGUUGAAUACUAGCGACCUUCGUUACACUGAGGGUAUACAGUCCCUAAAUUGGCCGAAGAUCAUGAAGACGAUCACAGACGACCCGGAAGAAUUUUUUGAAACCGGAGGUUGGAAUUUCCUAGCCGCCGAUUCUGAUCAAGAGGAUGAGCCAGAGGAUGAAAGUGAAUCGGAAGAUGCAUACACGCCCAGCGAGUCCGAAUCGGGAGAAGAUGAAAGCGACGAAGAUGAAAGUGAAGGAGAAGCCACAUCAGAAGAUAGUGAUGAAGAAGGCUCUCUAGAAUCGGACGAGUCGGAAGGUAAAGAUUGGUCUGAUUUGGAGGAGGAAGCGGCUCGAGCCGACAAGAAGAGAGACCAAGAAGAAAUUGGCGGUGGUGACCGCAAAAGACAGCAUGAACGAGAAAGAGAAAGAGACCGCAAAAGACACCAUAGCAGCAAGGGUGGACCUCCAUCGAAGCGACACAACUGUGGUUGGCAUGUGACUUAUACGGUUGUUUGGAGCUCCUCCAUUGUUGUUGAAACUUUUGCCUGA
Messenger RNA from Cylicocyclus nassatus, 4322 nucleotides. The record is from the annotation of a GenBank genome assembly. Lineage: Eukaryota; Metazoa; Nematoda; Chromadorea; Rhabditida; Strongylidae.